Messenger RNA from Malaclemys terrapin pileata, 5057 nucleotides. It is a transcript of the gene SUSD4, whose product is annotated as sushi domain containing 4. Gene Ontology annotation, biological process: negative regulation of complement activation, classical pathway; negative regulation of complement activation, alternative pathway. NCBI's taxonomy places the organism in Eukaryota, Metazoa, Chordata, Testudines, Emydidae. The coding region runs from base 195 to 1670 and encodes 491 amino acids. The transcript has 9 exons. The record is from RefSeq and is a predicted model, not a curated record.
CUGCGUGUGUGGCUCAGCCCUUCCCCUCCAGCGGGCGGGGGAGCUGCCGCGGCUUACGGAGGAGACGGCGGUGGUAGCGGCAGCAGUGGGUCGUGCCCAGCUGGGGACUCGCCCGGGGGAGGCAGGCAAGGAGGCUCCAUGCAGGCGGGCAGCCCUCAGAUUAUUGCAAACCGGAUGCCCUUUGUGGAUAAAAGAUGUAUCAUGGAAUGAACCUGAGCAGCGGGGAUCCAUUCUUAGAGCAGCAGCAGCAGCAGCAAUCCCCGUCUCCCCGGAGACUCUUCGUGGUGGUCUUGUGGCUUCAGCUGGCGCUGUGCUUCGGCCCUGCACAGAUCACGGGCGGAUUUGAUGACCUCCAUGCUUGUGUUGAUCCUGGAGUCCCUGAACAUGGCUACAAGACACCCAGUGCAGGUGUUUUCUUUGAAAGUGCUGUAGUCCGGCUUCACUGUCAAGAAGGAUACAGGCUUAAGGGUCCUUCGAAAAAGAUUUGUGUGAGACAUUUUAAUGGCUCCUUGAGCUGGAAACCAAGCGAUAAACCUGUGUGCCUACAAGAAGUCACAGAUUGCCUUGUUCCGCAUGUUGAAGAUGCAGAGGUUCAUAACAAGACAUACAGGACUGGAGAUAAGUUAAUAAUCAGUUGUCAUGAAGGAUUCCAGAUCCGUUACCCCGACUUAGACAACAUGGUUUCAAUAUGUCAAGAUGAUGGAAUGUGGGAUAAUCUGCCCAUUUGUCAAGGUUGCCUGAGGCCAUUGGUUCUUCCUCAUAGUUACAUUAACAUAUCUGAGUUCGAGUCCUCCUUCCCAGUAGGAACAGUGGUAUAUUAUCAGUGCUUUCCUGGAUAUAAACUAAAGGGGACAAAGUUCCUUGAGUGCAUGUAUAACCUUAUCUGGUCACAUAGCUCACCUAGGUGCCUUGAUGUGGAAGUUUGUCCACUACCUCCAAUGGUGAUUCAUGGAGAUUAUAUUUGCCAUCCGCGGCCUUGUGAGCGUUAUAACCAUGGAACUGUGGUUGAAUUCUAUUGUGAUCCUGGUUACACUCUUACCAAUGACUACAAAUACAUCACCUGCCAAAAAGGAGAAUGGUUUCCCUCAGCUCAAGUAUACUGUGUCAAAACAGAGCAAACCUGGCCAAAUACACAGGAAACCCUCCUGACUACAUGGAAAAUAGUGGCAUUUACUGCUACCAGCGUUCUACUGGUACUUCUGUUGGUUAUUCUAGCCAGGAUGUUCCAGACCAAAUUUAAGACGCAUUUCCUUCCAAGAGGUGCCCAGGAGAGUUCCACCAGCAACCCCGACUUCGUGGUAGUGGAUGGUGUUCCUGUCAUGCUGCCUUCCUAUGAUGAAGCUGUGAGCAGUGGUUUGAAUGCCUUGGCACCGGGAUACUCAUCUCCUGCAGGCCAGGGGCAUGUUUUGCAGACAGAUGAUCAGAACCCUCCAGCUUAUCCCGGCCCAGGAGACACAGACACAUUACCUGCUGAAUUUGAGAGCUGUGAUAGCAUAUCAGGCUCCUCCGAACUUCUCCAAAGUUUAUAUUCAUCCUCUGUGUGCCAAAUGGGCGUGCAUCCUAUUUCAGAUAGAACUGAGGUGAUCAAUAGCACCACUGGGGAGGCUGCAUCCACAAGCCCAAGUAUCGAUAUUGCAGAUGAAAUUCCAUUGAUGGAAGAAGACCCUUAACCAGCACAAAAUUUGUUCAUUAUAUGAUCGCACUAGGCAAAAAGAAUCAUGCACAUAUAUAUACAUACAGAUAGAGAGAUAAAAAGACUAUUUAAAGAUUGGAGGGAGGGAAUUUUUCCUAUUUUUUGAUCUUCCUUGUGAUGUCACCAGAUUGUGUGCACAUCUUAAUCAACUGUGUGGUUAGCAGCAUCAGCAAUUCAACAGCAGGUUUGUGAAAUGAAUCUUGGGGAUUUGAUGAGACCAUUUGUAAAAAAAAAAAACAAAAAAAACUGAAUUCUUGGAACUGAAAUUAACCUAUCUCUGCAUCGCAGGAAGUCGGAUGAUUCUGUAGAAACACUGUUGAAUUUUGAUACAAGUACUAACUGCCUCAUAAAAGCAUGUCAGAUUGUGUAGAUUUGCUUGUAAAGGCUGCCCUAUACUAUCUGUGGACCCUGGUUUAUGAAGGAUUAUUAUAAUUUUUUUUUAAAAAUCAGUGUUGAAAUCUGAAAAAAGAAAACAAACUCCUUUGAAUUUCCUGUAUUACCAGGUUUUUAAGAGGAAGCCAUUGUUUUAUUUCUUGCUAACAUCAUUUCAGACCUUGUCUGCAGAAAGCAUAACAGAAGAGAUGCAACUCGUAUAAAUUUUGACAUUAUGAUAAAAAUAAAUAUAUCUAUAUAUAUCUAUAUACAUACAUACAUACACUUUUUUAAAGAACAUUAAAAAGAAAGAAAGGGAAAGACAUGAUCUGGAUUUUUUUUAAGUAAAGUAGGAUUUAUAUAAUGUUCAAGGUAUCAAUAUUUGUAUUUAUCAGCACUUCUACAUUACAUUUGAUAAAUCCUGUUAUUUUAUGAAUGGAUUUAGAAAGUGUUAAAAUAACAAGGUCAUGAUGGAGAUGUUGAACUACUGUCUUGUUUCCCCAUUUCUUACACCAUCCCAUACAAAUCUACAUAGGUUAUUCUACGGCCCAAAGCACUACAGUGUCCCUACUGUAUGGGGAAGUACUCUGGGUCAUUACUGUACAAUACCAUAGUACUUUAAAAAAAAAAAAAGGGGGGGGGGGGAGGACAUUACAUGUAUUUCAGUGCUUUUCUGAGUCACCAGCUUGUAUCCAGUUGACCUUCAUAGAGCUGCUUCUUAGGCCAGGUCUACACUAACCCCCUAAUUCGAACUAAGGUACGCAACUUCAGCUACGCGAAUAACGUAGCUGAAGUUCGAAGUACCUUAGUUUGAACUUACCUCGGUCCACACGUGGCAGGCAGGCUCCCCCGUCGACUCCAUGGUACUCCUCUCGUCUAGCUGGAGUACCACAGUCGACGGCGAGCACUUCCGGGUUCGACUUAUCGCGUCCAGACAAGACGCAAUAAGUCGAACCCAGAAGUUCAAUCGCUCGCUGCCGAACUACCGGGUAAGUGUAGACCUACCCUUACUAACCAAGUGCUCUGCUACCAUGUUAGCUUCCAUGCAGGAACAUUUGAAAGGAAGUAAGGAAACGGAGUCAGCCUUAAAUGCACUCAUCAUGGGUACAAAUAGACAGAGUGGUAUUGUUUAAAGAAAAUGCACAGUGCUCAGAGUGCUGUUGAAAUUGGAUUUCUUCCUUUGCAAGAAUGGAACAGCAGGCUUCCUGAUCCACUUGUGGCUCCAUUUCUCUCUUUCUCCUCAUGUGGAGCUGGGGCACAAUCUAACCACUGCAAACAAAUCCUGUAUCUACAGUAUGUUCCUGGGGGGUUAUGUGAUACAUUAUUUGUAAGGAAUAUUCCUCCCUGCUUCAACAUGGUUAUUCAUUUGCCAAGCAAAUUUUCCAUCUUGUUUCUAGCAUUGCAUAAUUGAAAUAAGAACCUUAUGUUAAGUUUACAAUGGUUUAAACAGUAACUCACUGUUAUCUUGACUGAGACAGAUUGUCAUCUGUGCAGGCUGGUUGAAAGAAAGAAAGCAAUAUAGCAAUUAAUUCUAGUUUCAACUGCGUAGAACAAAUCAGGAGUAUUUCUGUUAUCAGUAGAGUCCCUCCAGAUUACACUGUUGUUUUCAUUCAUUUAUUUAUUUAUUUGUGUUGUGAGAGCAGCUAAAGACCCCAGACAUCAAUCAGGGCACUAUUGUGCCAGGCGCUGUACAAACAUAGGAGGAGAUGGUCCCUGCCCUGAAGCGCUUACAGUCUAAGUAUAUGAUGAGACAAUAGGUAGAUACAACAAACACGGAGAGGGAGCAGAGUGUAACAUUGAGACAAUGAUUGUUAUGAUCUCGGUUGCCCCAGUCUAACUGAGAUCAGAAUCUCUAAAGCAUGAUGUUGAAAGGUAAGAGGCAUACAGUAUCAUCUUUCAUUGUUGCUUAAAUGAGACCUGCAAAUUGCUUUGACAGUUCUCUCAGUUGUAUCAAUAUCUAUGAGAUUUCCCCCAUGCGCAGGCCAUGAGGACAUUCCCACAAUAUCCAGCUGUGCUUGUAUUGCCAAUUCCUGGUUCAGUUUGCCAUCCCAGCAUAUAUACUGUGUGGGUGAUGUGAUAUCAAGCAAGGAAGACCCUCUGGAGCACAGGGUUAAUUAAAUGAUUUCAUUUUAUAGUAUUGUUGCACAGAUUUUCAAAAUAUUCAACAUAUUACAUUUAUCCUAUAAAAUAUAGUGAAAUCUGUACUUGCUGCUAUCCAUAGUCCCCUGUGUUAACAGUUUGCAAAAUCUCAAUCCUUGUGAAAUUACUUACUUCCUUUAUGUUAACUCCUACUCUGGUAGCUGCCUGGUUAAUGUAUGUCUGUCUGUCUGCAGACUGACAUUGCUCUAUACAUUGUAUUGCAGUCAGCCUGCUGAGGUAGUCAGAAAGGGCAGCUGGUUCCAAACUUGGAAAUUUAUUUUUCAAAUGAAGAAUUUAGCUCAAAACACUUCCAAAGUAUCAGUAGAGAGAUGGUUUAUUGGACCUUUUUCUUUCUUUUUUUUUUUUUUUUUUUUUUUCUUUUUCUAGACCUGAAAAUGCAAUAGAAAACAUGUACACCUCUACCUCGAUAUAACGUGACCCGAUAUAACGCGGUAAAGCAGUGCUCCGGGCGGGUGGGGCUGUGCACUCCAGUGGAUCAAAGCAAGUUCGAUAUAACACGGUUUCACCUAUAAUACAGUAAGAUUUUUUGGCUCCCGAGGACAGCGUUAUAUCGAGGUAGAGGUAUAUGAGUGGUAUAUGCCCAUAGUCUUUUGGUCGUGGUGCUGUGCUGUAUUAAAUGUGACCGACAGAGGAAAAAAGAUUGAGUUUGUGCCCUGUUUAAUUCUUUUAUGAUAUGCAAGAUAGACUGAAAGGUUUUUCCAGAUGUUUUGUUGCUUUCUUAACAUUUUUUUCUGAUUGUUUACAUUGGAGUGGAAUUAUAAAGAGAGUUACAUGCAGCAGUGUUGAGCAUGUUUGAAAAUUCCUCCCUAGAAAUUCAGGUCUUAUGUUUUUU